GACAGCACAGGCUGGAGAGGAGCCAGGGGCGCCUGAGAGCUGGAGGGGGAGAGACGGAGAGACUUUAGGAAAGAGGUGAUCUGAGCUCCGCAGGGCUGCAUGGCUCUGGGGACCCAAAGCAGGGAGCCAGGCUGCGCUCGGGGGUGUGGAAAGUGGCUCCUAUAACGGCUAAGGGAGAAGGCAGAAAGCAGCCGGUUCGUGGCUCCAGUUCUGCUGUUUCCGGCAGUAGAGACAACGGGUCGAAUCGCUGUGGAACACUGAGCAUCUUGGAGCGGAUCCAAGUCCAAAAAGACUCAACCAGCAACUUGGUGGGGGUGUUCAGAUGUCCAAGUUGGAUGGAUUUCCCUCCUCCUGCCCCUCCUAAGGUCCACACUGGUUUGGGGCCUGAUUCUGUCCCCCUUGCUCGCCCUGCAGGCAGGAUACUGAAGCGCUGAAUGGAGCCGCGAUGUGACCUACAUUUCCCAAGGAAGCAAGGCGCCCCCAGCCCCCGGAGCUUUCUCGGCGCCUGCACCAUGAAAUGAUGCAAGUGAAGCCUCUUCUGCCCCAGCAGGUGCCUCCUUAGCCAGGCUUCUCGCCCUGCCGCAUCACCUCGCGCCAUUCGCCGGGGACGGCAGGACAUGGCCGGCGCGGCACCAUGGGCCCGCUGGGGAGAGGUGGACCUUGGCCAUGGCUCUGGGCAGCGGCAGCACUGGGAGGAGGAGGUGGAGCAGGGGUCUGAGGGAUACAUGGAGGAGAAGGGAGUCGCUGGACUGGAUGAGAACGGACGGGUGGGUGGCGCUGGCCAUUGGGGUGAGUCCCCGGCCCAGGAGCUCACAGAACUGGAGUUCCUGGGAAACGUCAGGCUUCUGAAGGGGCCACCUUCCCCCAAGGGGCUCUUGGCCCAGAGUGACCGGAGCUUCGACCUUAGUGAACUGCAGGAGUUUGAGUGGAGCAGUGUCCAAGGAGACAAUGCCAGGAGCCCACCCGCUGAUGAUAGCGAGGAGCUAGAGCAUGAUGGGACACAGGAGGACUUAACCUCCCCAGCCCACUGGCACCCACAGAAAGACAGGCAGCUAGACAUGACUGAAGAGGAUGAGGACCGAGCCAGCUCAGGGGACAUGGAGAGACAGGAGGGGGACUGGGAGGCAGGGAGUGAAGGGGAGGGCUACCCGGAGCUCUCUUCCGAGGGCCAGUAUGGCUCAGAAUACAGCGCUAGCCCUGAUGCUCUGCGGGAUGCCCAGGCUCUGUACAGGGACUACGGCAAAUCCUUCAGCUUCACCACGGAUGGCGGAGAGGAGCUUUCGGGACACUCCGACGUCAGCCCGCCCCCCUCCAGCACCCUGAUGGAGCGCUCCCCCAAGCCAAGCCAGAGAACCGGAGCUGAUGCCUUUGAAAGCCGGAGCCGGCUCGGAGAGAGCCCGGAGUUCUCGUCUCCCUCAGGCGGACAGUUGGACAGCCCCAAGCUGAGCCCGCUGGCUGAUUUCCCCCACUGGAGCCUGAGCCAGAGCCUCCUGCACCACCUGUCUGUGGAAGAUCUUCAGAAUGCCCCGAGCAUCGACACAGAGACCUUCCCAGAACCCUCCUAUACUGAGAGCAUGGAGGACUCCUCCCGAACCAUCUCCAAGGCUACCUCUGCUGAUGGAGCGAGGGCAUCCCACCGCCGCCCUGUGCCUGCACCUCAGCCUUCGGAAAGCUCAAGGCUCAAGGCAACAAAGACUCCCCCUUCCCCAAGGCAGGCUGGCAGCCAGCGGCAGGAUAGGGCUCGGAAGCUGAAGAAGGCCAUUUCCCCAGCACUCCCUUCCAAGUUCAGCAGGCAGUCCAGGUCCCUGAGCCCUCGGGGGAACGCCGGUGAGCAGGCAGAGCGGUCUGGCUCACCCAAGUCAGGCCCCGCCAGGCCGUCCCUGGCCGCAGGCGAUGCCUCGCGAUACAGGCGAGGCCAGCUCAACUACCCGCUGCCGGAUUUGUCCAAGGUGGAGCCGCGGGUGAAGUUCCCAAAGGACGAUCAGAGUUACCGCCCUCCGCGGGGCAGGACUCUGCCCAUGAGGGCCAGGGGCUCAGCGAGCCCCGUGGUCUUCAAGUCUCCUGCAGAGAUCGUCCAGGAGGUGUUGCUGAGCAGCGCGGAGGGAUCCCCCCAAAAAUGCCCUAUCCCUUCCACCACCAUGGUGCCCGAGGAGUUCAAGUCCCCACAGCAAGCAACUGAGCUGGUGAAGCAGCUGCAGGAGAACUACCACGAACUGCUGACCAAGUACGCUGAGGCUGAGAACACCAUUGACCGCCUGCGGCUGAGAGCAAAGGUGAGCUUGUACGCCGACCUGCCAAAGCCCAGCCACAGCGUUCACAUAGGGACCGUGGCCCAUGGCUCCAAGGUCAUGGCUUUCAGCAUCCCACAGAUCCGGACAGCAGAAUUCAGCACCAACCCAGCUCCAGCCCUGCCGGCAGGUCUGGAUGAAGGGCCAUCGUCAGCACCAGGAGACCAGGCUCCAUCCUUUCCAGCUCAUUCUGCACUCACCGGUUUGGCUGGGGUUGACAGCAGCACCUCUCCGGAGAGACCAUUUCCAGAGGAUCCCCUGACACAGACUUUGGCGGGUCAGGCGAGGAAAUUUGAGAUGCAGGUGGAAUCCUUCAAGGGAUUGAUCCAAAUGGGAAGACUGACCCCGCAGGACCAGCUCUCGGCAUUUGCGAGGCUGAAGAAUACGCAGGAUGCUCUGGAGCGAGCGUAUCUGCAGGCCCGGGAAGAGUACCGCCUGCAGCAACAGCGCCCAGGCGCAGCAGGGCCCCUUGCGGACUUCGAUCCAGACAGAGCAGUGGAAGGGGAGAUAUUCUGCUUGGGAAUGCACUUGGAGGAGCUGAAGGAUGGGAUUGACCGAGCGCAGCAGAUCCUGCCCUCCCCGAGGAGUUGCUCUGAGCCAGCCUUGCCUCCCAGCUGUUUGCCAACCCUGGUCUCAGAGCCGCCACUCUCCUCCCCAAGGCCGUCAGUUCAAGCCCCGAUCCCAGCCCUCCGCACUCCCUACCCUGAGGCCCCUGUUCCAAAGCAUGCCCGCGCCCAGAUGCAAGUGGACGCAGAGGUGAGUUCUGCGAGUGGCGAGAUGGAGGAGGAGAGAGAAGAGCUUCCCGAGCCCCUUCGGCACAAGCAGCUUCAAGUGGAGAAGGACUUUGAUAACCUGCUGGACCAGUACAAUAGCUUCAAGUCCUUGCCUGAAUCUCUGAGCAUGGAACAGCUGGGCCUGGAGGAGAACGGCUCCCCACAGGAAGUGGAUGGCCCUGCUGCAGAGGAUGCUGGGACGGCUGAGAGCUCUCUCGGGAUGCUGUCAUUAAAGGAAGAGAGGACCCCUGUGACCGCUCGGCCGCAGCCCCCGGAGAGGAAGUCGCACACCCUGCAGCCAGGGGAACACCAGCAGCUGGUCAGGAAGAGCAGUCGCUUGUCCUCUGUCCAGGGCGAGGAGUCCCUCCCUCGGAACAUGGCUAUUAAAGCCAGGCCCCAGGACGCAAUCCCCAAGCCGUCCUUUGGGAGGCAGCAGGAGACACUAUCCCGCCAGAGCAGCAUGGCCAGCAUGGUGGGCAGCACCAUUUCUGAGCACCUUCCGCAGAAGCCUUUCCGUCAGGCAAAACCCUCACGGUCCGAGGAUCAACGCAUUGUGUCCUCCAGAGUACGGACGCGGGUUGUGGGGUCGGAGGCCAGCAGGGUGUCCCCGCUGACACGCACCCCAGAGCAUCGCCCCUCUCGCACUGCGACCCCCGGCCUGCUGGGAAGAUCUGGCCCCACAUCCAGCCCUGCUGCCCUUCGCACUUCCCUGCGGAAAGUGGCGGCCCCCCUGCCGUCGGAAAAGGAACUUCUGGACAUGUACACAUCCGCCAGCCAGGGGCCCCCCCGAGGCAGCGCCCAGAGACACAGCCUGCCCCGUGGCAGCCCCUCUCAAGCCAGCUCCCCUCCCCAGUGGGCAAACAGCAUCACCAGCGAGGUGGGACCAGACGCAGACAUCACUCACACGGACUCCGAGGCAGAGCAGGACAGCAGGGCCAGCACCUCUGAUCACCGUCCCAGCAAAACUAGAUGCCCACCCAGCUCCACCACCAGAUCGCCUUCCCCAGUCCGGGCUCACCACGGCCUCCUGGGCUCCCGCGUGGAACGAGACCAGGCCAUCCGGGCUCUGCAGGACGAGGUCACGCGGCUUCAGCAGUGGCUGGAGGAGAGUUUGCACCAAUCCCGCAGCUACCCAGAGGGAAAGUCAUCCCCGCGCACCAUUAGGAGCAGGAGGCAGCCCGAGUGGUACGGCCCCUCAGUCCGGAACUCAGGCCCCUUUGGGAGCGGGCCCGGCUCAUUUCACCCACGUGCAGAGUCCCCGGACAGCCAGGGCCACAGAAGCGAAUCCACAGAGAGGAGCCCAGGUGAGUUUGGGGAGCCAGCUCCAGUGAUCAAGCCUGCGAGGCGGGUGAGGUCGGCAUCGCUCCCUCGGGAUGGACCUGAACUGGAUCUCACUUCAGAUUCAGACUGCCCCCCGCCGCGGGCUCGGGAUGGGAAGCCCAGAACAAGCGUCUCCUCCAGGCAGAGCCCUGCGAGGACGCUGACAUUCAAGGGCCAUUACACAGGGACGCGCUACCACUUAUCUGCCCCCGUGUCCCCAGAACGGAGGGAAGACACGGGCCCCACUUCCUGCCUCCAUUGCCAAGGGACCAGGACACAAGCUGGCAAUGCAUCAGCAAGGGACACCUUGAGACCCACUCAGCAUAGCACUCCAAGGAAGACGCACUGUCCAAUCUGCAACGGGACCAGGAGCGCCCCAGUUUCUAAAACCAGGGACAAAGCAGCACAUGCAACAGGGCGCAGCACAGAGAGCUCCUCAUCUCAAGGCUCCGGCCGCCGUCACAAACCCGAGAAGCCGCAGCAGCAGCCUGGCCUGUGGUACCUGGCGGCCCCACCCCCUGGCACAACUGUCAACUAUAUCCCAACAGUGCCCCUGGUGCCUUACUCGCCCUCUGUACUCUACUGUUCUCCACCAGCACCUACCUCAGUCCCCGGCUCAGCUGGCCUGCCUGCCCAUUACUCCAGUGAGUACAGAGUGGCAGAGCUGAAGCCCUGGGCCACCCGGCAGCAAGCCCAUGGUCGCCACCACUCCCUGAUGCUUGACUUUGACGACCUGGAGGACCUCAACUGGUCCCUGAGCCGGGCCAUGGAAGCCGCCAAGAGCAUGACGUUCACCACCAAGCAAAUGAACAGGUUUCUGACCUCUGAACUGAGCAAGGCAAGGCACCUGAGGGGAUCCUGCCUCUUCUGACGGAACCUGGAGUCGGCAUCCUCUGGGGCCUGGCGAGGACAGUUUGAGCUGGCAGGCUGAGCCUCUCCAAACAUCUGGAGAUAAGCCCCCCGGCAUACGUCUGGGGAACUGAUUUGCCAAAGAAUGCCUAGACUGUCCCUCAGCUUCCCACUCCUUCCAGUGGGGCUGGAGAGCCGUCCUCCAGCACCUGAGGAGUGACAUACUGGAGUCUCCGCACGGGAUCCGCAGAGGAAGCUAAGCCUGCAGAGUCCUCUCUCCACCCUUCUCCAGAGCCACCUCAGCCCGCAUGUUACAGUUGCCUUAAGCCUCAAGCCUCUCUGCUCAGUGGGACCGGAGCUGCCGUUGCACUGGGGAUCUCACCUGCCCCUCUCUGCUUGGCCAGUAGCUUUCGGUUGUUGGUGGUUUUCUUAAAGGAUCAAAUGUUAAGAAGAAGGAAGAUGGUGAAAACCUCGGGACACGUGGCUAGGCAGAGAGCUGUCCUGGCCUCCCAGGGGCCUGAGACCCGCACUUUAGAAUCCCCCUGGCCUCGUCCCUAGAGAGCACCCUACUUUUAAGUAUUGUUUUAACUCCUCUUCUCCUUCUCCCCAUUGGCCAGCUUGGAGAUGGACACCGGCCAAUGGCUUACCAUUGCACUGUGAGAUCCCACCCCUUGUCCCUUGCAGAAAUUUCCACUUGGUCCUUACCCCACCUUGUGUUGCUAAAUCAAUCCAUUUCCACGUGGCUCUAUCCCAGUACACCACAUCACAGGGUUACCAAGGCACAGCCCAGCUGGGACAAGCUCUGUUUACAAGCUGAGCCUUUUCACGUAUCGCUCUUGUUUUGUGUAGGCCCUAUCAGAAUAAGGCUCCUCUUGCAGUAAAGGUUACCUCAGAGUGCUUGUGACGGACAGGAUACAUAUCUCUCUUUUUCUAUGUUCAUCUCAAAGGUGAAUGGAGGAGGAUCAGAUGUUUAUGUGGAAUUUUAUUGUUUUUCUACCAGGUUACUCCUGGCUGUUGUUGAAAAAAAUGAAGGACAUUCCCAUCAGGGCAAGCCCUGGUGCCAUCUUCACCAGACCAGGGGUUCAUCCAGCCCUGUCUGACCGGCUCCAAAGCUGCAAUCACAUGUCUAUAAACUCUUCAAAUGCCGUAGGGGGUGCAGUGCACAGCCCGGGAGGAAUCAGUCUUUGGGCAGCAGCAGGCAAAGGGUUAAAGGAACAUUGUCCAGAUAAGACAUGCCCAUCCCAGCAGUUUAGAUGAUUGGAGUGGAAACAAUUUUUAGCUGCUGCUUUGGUAAUUUUCACCAUAUCUGCUGUUUCUGGCUUUGCUGUGCGGGAAAGGAAGCACAAACAGUCAGUUUCAUUUUCUGUUUCUAAGGCCUGAUCCUGAGAAGCAUUGAGCACUCUUGCUUCUCCUUGAAUUUGGGAGAAGUCACAGGAGCUCAGCACUUCUUGAAGGUCAGUCGCGCCGAUUAGAUCCCCACACUGAUUCUCCUGGGCUAGCCCUGUGCUGGAGCUGGCCAAUGCUGCGUCAGUUUUUGGUUUAACCUUGUUUUCAUUGGCACUUAUUUUGAACUCUCACAACCAUUUCUGUGGAGAUGAAAACCCAAACCUGCAAUCAGAUCCACUAGGGUGCCGUCCCCUUCUCCUCUCCCCUCCCCCCCAGCCCUUGACAAGAGCUGAUAGAAAAAUAUGUAAGUGUCAUGCAAGUGUUCAUUUUCUCUACAUUUUUUAGUGAAAAAUGUCAACGUUUUCCCACUUUCCACUGGAAAAAAUCUACAGCCAGAAAUAUUUCAGUUUUUGGUUCUUCCCCCUUUCUUUCUCCUUCUUUCUAUGCUGCCACUGAAAAGCCAGAGGAGGAAGGAAAAAAGAAAGUAAGCACUAGAGGGAUCAAUAAUUGAAAAAUGUAAAGCAAAAAAAAAAAAUCUUGUUCCAAAGUUGGAAAAUUACAACUGCCACCACAACCACACAUCUGCAAAAAUGUUCAGGGUUUUUUUGGGGGGAAAGGUGAUUUUUUCAGUGGAAUAAAAAUUCAAAUGGAAAAAUUUCAGCAAUGCUGUUGACAUCAGUAAGAUUUUUGCAUGGAUGUAGGAGUCUGUCUUUCUGUCCACCUGUCUGUCCAUCCAUUCCCAUAAUAACCAUCUCUCUAUCUAUCUAUCUCUCUCUCUAUCAUCUGAUUUCAGGAUUGUCAUCUAGGUUUGUAAAUCCCCCCUUUAAAAAAAAAAGUUUUAACCAAAAUUGGACACUGUCCCUUUAAAACCACAGAUCUUUCUGCUAACUUAGGUUUCGGGUUUGGCUUAUAUCAAGCUGUUUGAUCCCCUUAAAGAAGCAUCUGUUUGCAUGUUGAUAUUUUUAAUGGAACAUUUCUCAUUGUGGUAGCUGGUGAGUGGCUAAAUCACUCUCUCUUCAGGUUUUGGUUGUGUGUGUCUUUGUGUGUGUGUAUGUGUAUGUAUAUAUAAUCAACAUAAUCCUUAGGGCAUUUCACUUUUUACAUGUAAUUUAUUGGUUUUUUUUUUUUUAAACUUCCUACUGUGUGUGUGCUAUUAAAUCUGCGAGGGGUAGUGAGCAACUUCCUCUCCAGCCUAUAAUGGUCCUUGUCUGUGCAAAUGGUGCAUGUGCACUGGGGCUGGGGUCAGAGGGUCACCAACCAAUCAAGCCUCCUUGGAAAAGGUAGGAACAGGCUCCCUCUACAAUGCAAUAGCAGCCAGUUGCUGAUCUGAUAAUAGGACUUGAUCAGGACUUUGCAGAAGGAGAAUAGAGCACAGGUACUGUUGAGGCUGUAUCCUGUUGCACAUUAGCAUGGAUCAAAGCACGUGUUUGGACAUAGGAGGAAAAAUCUCUGAAUGAAGGUACAUCCCGACAUUGCUCCCUAUGGUACGUCAUGCCGUCGAAAUUUAAAAUGGAGUAGAUUUAACUCUCAAAAGCUGUCCUAGCAGGGUCUUUCCCUUAUUCCAGCUUGGGUGGCUGUUUCGUGAACAGGUCAUUUAAACUCUCCCAGCAAAAGUGGUACUUACUCUAGUUUCCAAAUCAGCAGUGUAGGGAGAGUUUGACCAUCCCUUUAAACAGUGAACUGUCUGACCCUCAAGUGCCAUUUAAACCCCACGAGGGGAUGGAGCCUGGGCGUGGGAGUUAAGGUUGCUUGGGGCUUGUCCACACACAGAUGUUGCACUGGUUUAACAGCACAGAAUCAUAGAAGGUUGGAAGAGACCUCAGGAGGUCAUUUAGUCCAACCCCCUACUCAAAGCAGGACCAACACCCAUUAAAUCAUCCCAGCCAAGGCUUUAUCAAGCCGGGCCAUAAAAACCUCUAAGGAUGGAGAUUCCACCACCUCCCCAGGUAACCCAUUCCAGUGCUUCACCACUCCUAGUGAAAUAGUGUUUCCUAAUAUCCAACCUAGACCUCCCCCACUACAAUCUGAGGUCAUUGCUCCUUGUUCUGUCAUCUUCUACCACUGAGAACAGCCGAGCUACAUCCUCUUUGGAACCCCCUUUAGAUAAAACUAAGUAGCUAUGUGGACGCUCAUUGAUUUUAAACCUGGCUUGUAUUGGUAAAUUAGAGGUGCAAGGUAAAUCACAAUAAGCUGGAACCCAAUUAGAAAAGUGUGUGUAUGUAUGUGCACACUCUUGCCUUGGUUUAAAAUCACACCUUUAGUCAAACCUGUGCAGGCUUAUGUGCAGACAAGUUUUUCAACAGUGACUAGUGAUUUUUGGUGCCCAACCUGACACCCUUUAAAGACGGCUGAAUUUCAUAGGGUAGGUUAUCAGCACCUCCAAAAAUUCACCUUUCAGAUGGCUCAAGCUGGACAUCCCAAACUUAAGGCACUCCUAAGCUCGAGUCGCUUUUCAAAAUCUUGACCCAGGCCUUGGACUAUGUACUACAGCGUAUGGAAAAAGUCACCAUUUUGGCCUCCGUGAGAGAUGAUAACCUCGUCUUUCCACAUCUCCGCUCAGGGUCUGUACCACGCUCCAUGACACAUGUUUCGCCUGGCACAAAUGUAACUGUGCACAAGCCAUCUAUCAUCAGGCCAUAUCUCAAAAUCCCUGCUGAAGACCAACUCCCAUUGACUACAAUCGGAACACUCUUGGGGGUAGGGUGACCAGAUUUUAUAGGGACAGUCCCGAUAUUUGGGGCUUUGUCUUACGUAGAAGCCUAUUAUCCCCCACUCCCUGUCCCGAUUUUUGACACUUGCUGUCUGAUCACUCUACUUCAGAGGAAGGAUUAAUCUCUGAAAAAUCAUGAAGUAAAGGGUUUUGAGAAUUGAUCCUGAACUUGUGGCUUUGUUUAUAUGUAGGACCUACCCCAAAUGCCCCAUUUUAAAAAUUAUUUAUUGCUUGAUUUUUUUUUAGUAGUAUUAUAAUCCAAUUGUGGCUGUUUUUAAUGCACAAGGCAAGUUAUCAGGUCUCACUCUUUUUAGGGACCUCACAGAGCCACUGAAAUUAUGUCCCAACACAGACAGAGUCCUGGAACAAGGGGAAGUUCUGGUCGAUCCAUAAAGCUUCAGAGCUUGCAUAGUGAAACUCAUCUCAAACACCCGCUGACAAAAAAUGGAGUAGCUUAACAGAGCUAGUCUGAACUGAACUCUGUUCAGUGGGGGGUAUUUUGGGGGCAGUCUCUUAAAAUGUGUAUUUGUGUGAGAACCUCUGUCCAUAUAGACAAUGGAACCCACUGACAACAGCUUCGGCUAUAUAGUGAGGGUCAAAGAGAGGCCCCGUUUCCGUGCAGCGCACUGAGCAAUUCUCAUUGAAAUGUGAAAGCUUUGCUUAGAGUGAAGUAGUUCUGUGUGAGGUUUUUUUAAAAAAAAAAAAGAUUGCUAGAAGAGGCUUCCAUUUGACAGACCAAAUUCAGGCCUGGUUUUUAAGGGUGCAAUGCCAUUGACUUAUAGAGGAAUUGCACGGACAGCUUUGAAUUUUGCACAUGUACUUGUUUUCUUAUCGCAAAGCUGGUUGUACUGUGGCCAAGAGCCCCCAAGCUCUUGAAACCAGGACACUGUGAUUAAUGCAUCCUUGCUGGGAGAACACAAGACAUCCGGGUGUGUGUAUUUAAUUCUAGGAACUGCAAGAACAAGAAGUGACUGUUACGUUUUCAGCAUCUCCUGGUUUUGUAAUGAACUAGCAGAGCCAUUUGACAAUAUUUUGUAACGAGAUAAUUGCCUAUUUUUUAAUGAAAUAAAUUUGUUUGUUUUUCAAA
Messenger RNA from Dermochelys coriacea (leatherback sea turtle), 10413 nucleotides. It is a transcript of the gene AKNA, whose product is annotated as AT-hook transcription factor. Gene Ontology annotation, cellular component: centrosome. The coding region runs from base 618 to 5252 and encodes 1544 amino acids. The record is from RefSeq and is a predicted model, not a curated record. The transcript has 24 exons. NCBI's taxonomy places the organism in Eukaryota, Metazoa, Chordata, Testudines, Dermochelyidae. Gene Ontology annotation, biological process: epithelial to mesenchymal transition; neuroblast delamination; neuroblast division in subventricular zone.